Molecule: messenger RNA, 1749 nt
Organism: Strongyloides ratti
Lineage: Eukaryota; Metazoa; Nematoda; Chromadorea; Rhabditida; Strongyloididae
Product: Thrombospondin, type 1 repeat and Apple-like domain-containing protein
Exons: 5
Coding region: 1-1749 (582 amino acids)
Source: RefSeq, a predicted model, not a curated record
AUGAAUUAUAUAUUUUUUGUUUUUAUACUUUUUUUAUUACCACAAAUUGCAUUAACAUGUUCCUAUUUUCCAAUAUUAUAUGGUGUUAAUACACAACAACCAUUAGGAUACUCAACUAACAUAUUCAUACGUAAUAGUGAUGAUUGUCGUGAUGCAUGUAUCAAAGAAACUAAUAUUACCUGUACAGCUUUUUUAUGGCCAGGAUAUCCUGGACAUUGUUAUCUUUUUGAUAAAGUUAAUCUAUCAAUACAAAUAUUUAAAGAUGAUGGACCAUAUAUUCUUUAUGUUAAAAGUUGUAAUGAUACAAUUCCAUCAAUAGGAUAUUGUGAAUUUACUGUUAAUCAAACAGGUAUCACUUACCAUCCAUCUGCAAAAGCAGAAUCACCGGGGCAAACAACACAAGAAUCAUGUUUUCAAUUUUGUAUAAAUCAAUAUAAAGGAUUUAAUUAUGAAGCAUUUAUUGUUAAUCCAAAUGGUUUAUCUAAUUGUAUGCUUUAUGAAGAUAUUCCACAAGAUUUACCAACUGGUAACUUAAAUUUAUGGACAAAAAAUUGUCAUGCACCACCAAAAAAUUGUGAAUAUACACAAUGGAGUGAAUGGGGAGCAUGUUCAGCGACGUGUGAUGGUGUUCACAUAAAAACAAGAGAAGUCUUACAAGAAGGUGAUCCUAAUGGUGUUCCCUGUUUAGAUUCAGAAAAAUCAUUAACAGAAAAUUGUUCCGUUUCCUGCGACUCAAUAUGUACAUACGGUAAUUGGAGUAUGUGGAGUGAAUGUGAUGAAAAUUGUAAUCAGUUUUCUACAAGAGAAUUAUUAACAGGAAAAGUAGAAGAAUGUGAUACAAUUGAUGAACCAUUGAUAAAUAAUAAAAAUUGUACUGGUGGCGCCUGUCCAACACCACCACCUCCAGUAACAACAACAAUAACAGUAGAAAUUACAGAGACAACUCCCAUCACCUCAACAUUACCUCCAACAACAUUUUCGUCAUCAAAAAUUGUCCAAUCAUCAUCAACUUUAGCACCAUGUAUUUUUGGUAAUUGGUCAGAUUGGAGUGAAUGUAAUAAAGAUUGUAUACAAAACAAAGAAAGACCAUUAAUUUCUGGUGAGGAGGAUUACUGUAUAACAAUGAAUGAUACACUUAUAGAAACAAGAUCAUGUACUGGAGGAUUAUGUCCACCUCCAGGAACAUCACCUCAUCCAAUUAUUGUUGAAGAUGGUUGUAGAAUAGAUAAUGUUGAUUCUAAUUCUCGUCCAUCAAAAAAUUUUAAAGCUGUAGGUAAACAAGAAAAUUGUAUUACUAGAUGUAAAAGUGAAACAAAGUUUAAAUGUGGAGCAUAUAUAACAGCAGGUCCAGGAAAAUCAUGUAUAUUAUUUGGAAAUGUUACAAAACCAGUGAUGCAAGUUUCAAAUUCAAUAUAUUAUAUGCAAGAUAUAAAUUGUGUUGUGGGAAAAACACCCGAAACAGCAAUAUGUGUAUGGGAAAAACAAGAAAACAAAGUCGAUGGUACAACAGGGACAACAGCAAAUGUAGCAUAUCGAUAUUAUACUAUGGAUGCUAAUCAUUGUGAACAACUAUGUAACAUGAAUCAUCCAUUAUUUGAUACAGAAUAUUGUGGAGCUUGGGUUUUUAAUCCGGUAGCAGGUUUUAUGAAAACUUCACCUAAUUGUUACUUAUACAAACCAUUAACUAAUGGUGACAUAAGUUCUUUCCAAAGUGGUUCUGGUGAUUUAUAUAUUAAAAAAUGUUCUUAA